Molecule: messenger RNA, 2149 nt
Organism: Arvicanthis niloticus (Nile rat)
Lineage: Eukaryota; Metazoa; Chordata; Mammalia; Rodentia; Muridae
Gene: Yipf6
Product: Yip1 domain family member 6
Biological process (GO): endoplasmic reticulum to Golgi vesicle-mediated transport
Cellular component (GO): membrane; trans-Golgi network
Source: RefSeq, a predicted model, not a curated record
GCACCGCUGGGUUCGGCUAAGUUCGGCUGUGCAUCGCUGGGCUUGGCUGACUGCUACUAGGCUCCGCUAAAUUUAGCUGGAGCCUCUGGGCUCGAUUGGGUUCGGCUGUGCGCAGGGGAACUCGCUGCAUUCAGCUAGGUUCGGCUGUGCGCCUCUGGGCUCCGUUGUGUUCGGCUGUGCGUUGCUGGGCUCAGCUGUGUUUGGCUAGGUUCGGCUGUGCACCUCUGGGCUCGAUUGUGUUUGGCUGUGCACCGCUAGGUUCCGCUAAGCUCCGCUAAGUUCAGCUAGGCUGUGCGCCUCUGGGCUUGGCUCAAUGCCACUGGGCUCGGCUAAGUUUGGCUGGAGCCGCUGGGUUCGGCCGUGCGCAGCGGGGCUCGGCUGAGUUCGUCUGGAGCCUCUGGGCUCGAUUAGGUUCGGCUGUGCGUCACUGGGCUCAAUUGGGUUCGGCUGUGUGCCGCGGGGCCCCGCUAAGUUUGGUUGGAACUUGGGGCACCGCUGGGCGUUUCGGAGAGUCUAGCCUGCGCUCUUAGUGGGGUAAAAGGCGGAACGCCGCCUAUCGAUACCGGGCCCCCCUAAAGUGAGCAAAGAGGAGCUCGGUCUCGAGUUCAGAGGCUACCGGACCACAAAAGCCAGCCGUGCACUGCAGCAGCCAGCCUCAGGCGCCUGUGGUGACGUCGUCUCCACGCGACAGCGCGUUGACCAGCCACGGUCUCCACGUCUCAGGUUUCGCAAAGACGCAUGGGAGGGGAACAGACGGAGGUUUCUCAAGAUGGCGGAAGCGGAGGACUCUCCGGGAGAACAGGAGGCAGCGUCAUCUAAGCCCCUGUUCGAAGGGUUGUCCGAUGUGUCAAUUUCACAGGACAUCCCCAUAGAAGGAGAGAUUACUAUUCCUGCAAGAGCUCGUGCUCAAGAAUGUGACAGCUCCACACUAAAUGAAUCCGUUCGUCAGACCAUUAUGCGAGAUCUAAAAGCUGUGGGAAGGAAAUUUAUGCACGUUUUGUAUCCAAGGAAAAGUAAUGCUCUGUUAAGAGACUGGGAUUUGUGGGGCCCAUUGAUACUUUGUGUGACACUUGCAUUGAUGUUACAGAAAAGUUCCAUAGAUGUGGAGAAUGACGGAGGCAGCCCAGAGUUCGCAGAAGUAUUCGUUAUCAUCUGGUUCGGAGCAGUUACCAUCACGCUAAAUUCCAAACUUCUUGGUGGAAACAUUUCUUUUUUUCAGAGUCUCUGUGUAUUAGGAUACUGCAUACUUCCUUUGAACAUUGCAAUGCUGAUCUGCCGCCUGCUGCUUUUGGCAGGGCAGGGACCAAUAAACUUCAUGGUUCGGCUUUUUGUGGUGUUGGUGAUGUUCGCUUGGUCUGUGAUAGCAUCAACAGCAUUCCUUGCUGACAGCCAGCCUCCAAACCGAAAAGCCCUGGCAGUGUAUCCUGUCUUUUUAUUCUACUUUGUUAUCAGUUGGAUGAUACUCACAUUCACUCCAUAAGUCUGGAUACACACAUUCAAUACCAAUGAACUGAAGGCUCACCUGAAAGAUAAUGGUUAUCAACAACAGCUUCCCCCACUCUUGUUCAGUUGUUGGGUAUUAAAAGGGAGCCACAUACCACCGUUGUCAUUUAUAUAAGAAACUGAUAUUUUCAAGGCUGUCAUUUCCUCCGUUAUUAUUUUCAAAUACUUGUGUAUACCAUACAUAGUAACAUGCCUCCUUAAGGCAUGAUGAAGCUAUUUGUGUGACAACCAGUGACUCGAGCAAGUGGAUCCACUCUACAAAUUACAAAGAGUUGGUGACCAUCUUCAGCUUAGAGAAUAUUUGUUCAGGUGCAGCUCUUAAACACAUUGCCUUAUGACUAUUAGAAUAUGCCUCUUUUCAUAAACAACAGUCUGUAUCCAUUUCUUUUCUCCCCCAAACUCGAGAGGGCAACAACAAGAGGUUAGGCUUAUAGAUGUGGGAAGAGAAAACGUGUUAACUAAUUUUCAGAUUUUCAUCAGAGGUACAGCUAUACUUGGUUUGUCAUUUGUUUUUAAGCAAAUAACAUCUAAAGAAUCAGCUUUUAAAAUAUUUUUGUAUACCUACCGUUCUGUCAUGUGUAACAGUACCUCAGCUAACAUUCUAGUUUUAAUCUUUCAUACAAUGAUAGCAGUCAAACAUGUAACU